Molossus molossus (Pallas's mastiff bat) is the source of this 1165-nucleotide messenger RNA. It is a transcript of the gene TP53RK, whose product is annotated as TP53 regulating kinase. Lineage: Eukaryota; Metazoa; Chordata; Mammalia; Chiroptera; Molossidae. Gene Ontology annotation, cellular component: cytosol; EKC/KEOPS complex; nucleus. Gene Ontology annotation, biological process: protein phosphorylation. Bases 11 to 772 code for a protein of 253 amino acids. The transcript is spliced from 2 exons. Gene Ontology annotation, molecular function: protein serine/threonine kinase activity; ATP binding. The record is from RefSeq and is a predicted model, not a curated record.
AGGCACAGCAAUGGCGGCGGUUGGUUCUGCUGCGGCCGAGAAGGGCGAGGACCAGGUGCCGGAGGCCGAGGCGCUGGCUGCGGCCCGGGAGCGGUGCAGCCGCUUCUUGAGCGGCCUGGAGCUGGUGAAGCAGGGCGCCGAGGCGCGCGUGUUCCGCGGCAGCUUCCAGGGCCGCGCGGCCGUGGUGAAGCACCGCUUCCCGAAGGGCUACCGGCACCCGGCGCUGGAGGCGCGGCUCGGCCGGCGGCGGACGGUGCAGGAGGCCCGGGCGCUGCUCCGCUGCCGCCGCGCAGGAAUAUCUGCCCCAGUUGUUUUUUUUGUGGAUUAUGCUUCCAACUGCUUAUUCAUGGAAGAAAUUGAAGGCUCAGUGACUGUUCGGGAUUAUAUUCAAUCCACUAUGGAGGCGGAAAAAACUCCCCAGAGUCUCCUGGGCCUAGCCAAGGCAGUCGGGCAGGUGUUGGCGCGAAUGCACGACGAGGACCUCAUUCACGGUGACCUCACCACCUCGAACAUGCUCCUGAAGCCGCCCCUGGAGCAGCUGCGCAUUGUGCUCAUUGACUUCGGGCUGAGUUUCGUUUCCGCUCUUCCGGAAGAUAAGGGAGUUGACCUCUACGUGCUGGAGAAGGCCUUCCUCAGUACCCACCCCAACACCGAGAGUGUGUUUGAAGCCUUUCUGAAGAACUACUCCACCUCCUCCAAAAAGGCCAAGCCCGUGCUCAAAAAAUUAGAUGAAGUGCGCCUUAGAGGGAGAAAGAGGUCCAUGGUCGGGUAGGAGACUGUGACAACCGCAGACCGUUCAGCCGUGUAUGUCAAAGCGGAUCUGAAGGGCUGCCGCAGGUUAUGAGGGUAGACUUACGACGAAGCGUGGAGAUAUUUUUAAGUGCUAUCUGUGCCCAUGCUUGUUAAGUCGCUAUCACCUGCAGCCGACUGCUCUCAGGGGCUUACUUGCUAUGCACAUGAGUCGUGUUCGAGCAGACUGCGUAUAACAUAAACCUAGGACGGGCGCGUGCCUCAGGUCCCUGGGCACGGCAUUGAACAUUGAACCACGUAAUGGGAAGAUCAUUCUCUUCGUUCCUGGGGAGACCGGAAUAAAGUCUCGGCGACAGUGUUGUUUUUUUUAUCCUCACCCAAGGACAUUUUGCAUUUAUUUUUAGAUAGAGCGGGA